AUGAGUCCCAGCUCGAUGGGCCCCACGAAAGUAAACAUGAACCACGCGAAGAAUGAGUUGAAGCUGCUAGGACACCAGGAGAAGCACUGGUUCUGCGGUGGCGACCGCAGCGUCGCGAGGGCAGCGCAGCUGCUGCAGCAGGGGAAGGCCGUGCAGCGCUUGUACGAGAUCAAACGGCGGGAUGGGGCGAAGCCCCUGGCCAUCUGCCUGAGCAGCGUCAAAGAAAUAGGCAGUUGGGGCGUUCUGGACGACGUGCCGCCUCGCAUGCUGGAGCAGCUGCUGCCCGGGCCCUACACGAUAUGCCUGCGGCGCACGUCCGCCCUGCCGGGGACCUUCAAUCCCGGCCUCGAGACCGUCGGGAUCCGCGUCCCAGACAACAAGUUCGUACGCAGCGUCGCGCAGAUCGUGGGUCCGCUCGCGCUCACCAGCGCGAAUAUAAGCAGUGAGCCGAGCAGCCUGCACCCGGACGAGUUCUGCGAGCUCUGGGCUGACCUCGACGGCGUCUUCCACAGCCAACCGGACUCCAGGAAGCAGCAGGAUCGCCGUCGAGUCGGCUCCACCGUCGUGGAUCUCUCCAGGCCAGGUUAUUAUACCAUUGUGCGACAUGGGAUAGCGGCUCAUAUCAUCAUCGGCACAUUGAGGAAGUUCGGACUGAAGAAUACGAUGGGGAACGACGCGUGA
Nylanderia fulva is the source of this 681-nucleotide messenger RNA. Lineage: Eukaryota; Metazoa; Arthropoda; Insecta; Hymenoptera; Formicidae. The record is from RefSeq and is a predicted model, not a curated record.